Pelecanus crispus (Dalmatian pelican) is the source of this 672-nucleotide messenger RNA. Lineage: Eukaryota; Metazoa; Chordata; Aves; Pelecaniformes; Pelecanidae. The record is from RefSeq and is a predicted model, not a curated record.
CUCUUGGCUGCCCCAGACGGUUCUGUUCCGGGAAAGUCACUGGCAGGCUUCACUGCUGGCGUUCAGGGCAUCUCUCCCCAUGAGAGCACAACCAAAGAAGAAGAAGAAAGUGGAUGUAAAGAGAGAGCAAGCACAGAAGGAUCGUAUGAAAAAGAAGAUUAAAAAGUUGGAAAAAGCUGCCCCAGAAAUGAUUCCAAUUGAGGAUUUUAUAACACCACUUAAGUACUCGGAUAGCAACAGGGUGCGAAGUCUUCCCCCUCUGUCAUUUGAGGAGACUGAAAGAAGAGUUUUACUUAUGAAAAAGUGGUGUUUAUUUAAGCAGAAACAAGAUAAGGCAGAAAAGAAAACAAUUCAGACCCUUGUAGAAGCUCAGCAAGAGGCACUAAAGGAACUGCGCCUUGAAUCCGAGGAGCUGUAUCAGGCAGCAAUCAGACGAGAUGAGGGGCUUUUCCCCUUUGAGAGAGAUGGACCUAAUUAUACCCCACCACUUCCUGGUUACGAUCCUCCUGAAGGAAAAUGCGUUGAUAUCACCAAAGUGUAUACGCAGUGAUAGUGGAGUUUGUUGUUCGUCUGGCAUGAGCUACUCAGCCGACUGAAGGAGGAAAGAAUGGAAUACAAAUAAACAAUUCCUUCUGCAGCUUAAAAUACUGUAGGUGUGUGACUGUAAAAAAA